Messenger RNA from Corylus avellana, 1323 nucleotides. RefSeq names its product mucin-like protein. Lineage: Eukaryota; Viridiplantae; Streptophyta; Magnoliopsida; Fagales; Betulaceae. The record is from RefSeq and is a predicted model, not a curated record.
UCUGCUGCUUCUUCUUCUCAGACAAUCAAUUUCUUCAAUCAAAACUCUACAUACCAAUUAACCAACCAGUGAUCCUCCAUUUGAAGCUCAAGCCCUGCAAAAAAAAAAUGCAUAACCUUAAACGCAUAGCAGCGUCCACCUCAAUUACAAACCAAUUUCAGAGACUCUCUUCCACAAUCCUAAAGCACCAUUCCAGAGAUUUCUCCACCAAACCGUCUUCUUCGUCCGCCGGCCGUAACUCGAAAAAUUCCGACGACCAAUGGAACGACUCGUGGGAGAUGGCUUGGCUGCCGGAGGACCUCUCGCCGAAGCACCGGGCUCCCUGGGAGACCGACGUGAAUUUCCCGUCCUCGGACUCUGGGGUCGUUCUUUCGUCCGAGGUGGACGCGGAGACCAAGGCGUUCGUGGAGGACAUGAAUGAGAAUUGGAAUCAGAGGAGAGGGUCCAAGGCCAAACAGCAAGAUAAGCAACAGAGUGAGAGUAAUAGUCGUAGUAGUAGCAGUAACGGUUCGCUUUAUAGCUUGGAGAACAUGAAGAAGGAUUAUAGGUUGAAGAAGCAGAGGAUUCACGCCGGGUUGUGGAUGAAGGAGAUCGAGAAGCAGGAGGAGGCCAAGUUGGGGGAUUCCAUCGCCGGCGGUGGCGACGAUAUCGAGAUGUUGCUCGAUAGCUGCUCCGAGAUUUUCGACACUUCCAACGAUGAUUUGAACAACUCAAAGAUCCCUAGCUCUUCUGAGUUCAAAAACAAGCCUGACGGUUGGGAAACAACAGCCAAGGCUCAAGAUGGAAACAUAUGGGAGAUGUCACAGAGGGAAGAAGAUAUUCUCCUUCAAGAAUUUGAUCGUCGAAUUGCAUACAGCAAAUUUCAGAUAGCUAGUUUUAUCAAGACUCACAUAUUUAGCCGAAGAAGACCAAUUGAUGGGUGGAAAUACAUGAUAGAGGAGCUGGGACCAAAUGCCAAGAAAGGAAAGGGUAGUGUUUCUAGGUUACCCACUCUAUCUGAUGCAUCAACCCAACCCUUUAAGGAGGAGAAGACUCCACUUGACAGCAGGCUGACCCCUCUAAAGCGUAGGUAGCUUGGACCCCCUUUGAAUAUUCUCUUUUGCAUUUUAGCGAUCGUCCAGAUUGAAACUAUUUAUCCCUUCUAUAUCAAUUCUAGGGAUUUUUUGCUCUCUCCGUGUGUAUGAUAGUGCUAUCUUGUAGAGUUGAUAUUCUUAAUGCUGGAAGCUAGCUAAAAGAGUGUGUAUGUAUUCCCUCUGGAUCUGCAGUUCCUACUGCUGAAUAGUACUUUUUCAUCAUUUUAUUUAUUCAUAUAGCUUCAGUAUA